Nothobranchius furzeri (turquoise killifish) is the source of this 2927-nucleotide messenger RNA. The record is from RefSeq and is a predicted model, not a curated record. Lineage: Eukaryota; Metazoa; Chordata; Actinopteri; Cyprinodontiformes; Nothobranchiidae.
UUCUAAAGUUGAUUGUUGGCAGUUAAUCUAAUUUAUUUACUUUUCAAAACAUUAUUUUUUAAAGAAAUUUCGCGUUUAGCCAAUUUUCCUACGCACUGCUGCGAUCGCUUGGUGCAGACAUUUUGUUAUUUUUGCAUGGCUGGUCUCGUAACUCGGCCCAGCGGAAAUCUGCUGUUUACAGAACAAAAUAGAUGAAAAUAUGAAGUUCAAAAGUUUAUCCAGAAUCAGCUGAAGAAUGCAUUUAUAACCCAGUUUAGCUGUUUGUUACCCAUUAGCUACAGAUAAGCUGUUUUCUUCUUCUUUUUCCCCUGAUGUAAGGUUGAAGUUGAGAGAGGUCCAAUAGCUGAGUGACCAUGGACUCCCUGUCCAGCCACAGCUCAUACCUUCUCCAGCAGCUCCAGGAACAAAGAAUUCAGGGACUUCUUUGUGACUGCAUGUUGGUGGUUAAAGGUGUUUGCUUCAAAGCCCACAAAAAUGUCCUGGCUGCUUUCAGUUCCUAUUUCAGGUCUUUGUUCCAAAACUCUCCAAGUCAGAAGAGCGACGUUUUCAACCUGGUUAUCCAGGAUGUCAGUGGCAUUGGUCAAAUAUUGGAUUACAUGUAUACCUCCCAUCUCGACGUUAACCAAGAAAACGUACAAGCGCUUCUGGACAUUGCCCAGAGCUUGCAGGUUCCAAAUGUGCAGACCAUGUGUAACGCUUUCCUCAAGCCUUGCCCCCCACCUGCAGAGUUGUCUUCCUUUUCCCUCCCAGGCAUGCUGAGCUCAGAGCAUGACUGUCUUCUGGGCAGUGGUCUUCCACAUGAUGUUGACCUUCACUGUACCUCUGAAUCCCAGAGGCCAAAUUUUUACAGUGACCUGGACCACACAAGAAGGAUACCAGUUUCUCUGCCUAGCAACAGCACAAAUGGUGACAUACCUAGCAGCUCUCAUGCACCUGUAGAAAAACAGCUGGUUCAUGGAUAUAAGCUCCGUAAUUUUUACAGUAAGCAGUACUUCAAACAAAGUGCUCUGCAAACCAGUAGUGCAGCUUCAAACCAGGGCCCAGGUCCUUUAGUGUUAUCAGAAGAGCAGCUUGGAAUGAGCCAGAGUCGAAACAACACUCCUGUAACCUCUGGAAACGUGCCUCAACCUAACCUUUCUUGUACAUCUGUGCCAGCUGAAAAGAGCACAGUCUCGUCUUUGACUCCAUCAGAUAAUCUCAACACCUCCAACUCUGAUCCAACUGACUCCAUGAUCAACAAGACCGUUCGUCCCAAGAAGACAGUGUACUUGAAGAAAUAUAACUACCUCCGGUCUCAGAAGGCUCUGGAGGAGAUGUGCACUGAGGCGGCCAUCGAGCCCAUCCACAUUUGUCCCAAAGAGAUCCAUUCAGAAGAAAACAUCACUCGGAGUGAAGUCCCAGCACCUCCAGUAGAAUGCAGCCCUGCAGAUAGAGGGGAAGCUUCAGAGGCAGCAGACAUUGAGCUUCCCAGUCCUCCUCCUAUAAACCAAAAGAAGACAAACUUAAAGCCUGUGCCAGAGCCCACUCUGCAAACAGGACACAAGCAGUAUUGUUGCGAAGUUUGUGGGAAGAUCUUUAAACACCCGAGCAACCUGGAGCUGCACAAGCGCUCGCACACAGGUGAGAAGCCAUUCCAGUGCAGUAUUUGUGGAAAACACUUCUCACAGGCAGGAAAUUUACAGACACAUUUGAGGCGACAUUCUGGAGAGAAGCCAUACAUCUGUGAGCUCUGUGGUAAAAGCUUUACUGCAUCAGGAGAUGUCCAGCGUCACAAAGUGGUUCACACAGGAGAGAAACCCCAUCUGUGUGAUAUAUGUGGUCGAGGAUUUAACAACUUGAGCAAUCUGAAGGAGCAUAAAAUGACUCAUGCAACUGACACGAGCUUUGCCUGUGACCAGUGUGGAAAAUCAUUCAACACACACAGAAAGGUUCUGAAGCACAAGGCUCGUCACACUGGAGGAAAACCACACAGCUGUGCCACCUGUGGUAAGUGUUUUAUUGGCUCCGGAGACCUGCAGCGACAUAUACGAUCACACACCGGUGAGAAGCCGUAUGUGUGUAAUACCUGUGGAAAGAGCUUUACCCGCUCUGCCAUGCUGAGGAGACACAGUAGUAUGCACUGCAAGGGGCCUCCAGUCUCCAGCCCAGUCACAGUCACAGUCAUUUCUGAGCAGACGGACAGCUCCGAUGGAGCAGCCUCAUUCGCCAAGCCCAACAGCCCCAAUAAGCCACCUGCCACCACCCUGGAACAGCACUCCUCUGCUAUGUUGCCUAACACAGGGUUAGAUAAACCCCCACCACCAAGCCCGUCACCACCACAAGCAACACAACAUGCUGAGACUUCAUCUCCCAGCAUGCAUUUAAGCCCAGCACUGACAUCCCUUCCAGAGCUACGCUCCUUGGUUCCUCAUCACCUCCUGUCAUCCAGCCACCAGGAGAGAAGUGUAGCUCUUCUCUCUGCAGAUCGCAUCAAGCUGUCCAAACAGCAGGCGUCUCCAGAGGUAGUGUAUGGUCCUUACAUGGAGAAUGGGAAUAUGUCUAUCGAGAGAGAUCCAGCAGGGAGACCCUACCUGCCUCCCACAGACUGUAGUUCCCUCACAGGGUCCAGCAGGCCUUUUAGGUCAAAUGAAGGCCAGUUUAUCUCCAGUGUGACUCUGUGGGGCCUGGCUAUGAAAACGCUGCAGAAUGAUAACGACAUGGAGCAGUAAUCUAGAACACAGGAUUCACAGAUUAAAGGCGUUAAUGCGCCUUCAUUGGGAUUAUUCGAAACUGGCCAGUGCUGUUGGCGGUAACCUGUUGGAGGUAGCAAAAAUAAUUAUAUGAAUUCUAAAUCUGGAUGGAGAUUGUUCUUCCAGAUUGUACUGAUGAUGUAUUUACAUUAUUAAAAUAUACAUUAUUAUUAAAAUAUAUUUGUGCUGCUUUUUUCA